Harpegnathos saltator (Jerdon's jumping ant) is the source of this 2198-nucleotide messenger RNA. RefSeq names its product isocitrate dehydrogenase [NADP] cytoplasmic (gene Idh). The coding region runs from base 313 to 1551 and encodes 412 amino acids. Gene Ontology annotation, biological process: isocitrate metabolic process; NADP+ metabolic process. The transcript is spliced from 3 exons. Gene Ontology annotation, molecular function: NAD binding; isocitrate dehydrogenase (NADP+) activity; magnesium ion binding. The record is from RefSeq and is a predicted model, not a curated record. NCBI's taxonomy places the organism in Eukaryota, Metazoa, Arthropoda, Insecta, Hymenoptera, Formicidae. Gene Ontology annotation, cellular component: peroxisome; mitochondrion; cytosol.
AGUACUAAAAUCUAUAGUUCAUGUCACGUAUACUCUAGAUCCAGUAUUGGUGGUGAAUAUUGGAACUAUAGCAACUAUAGCAACUAUAGCAUUCCUUGCCCUUUCCAACGCCCUAAUAUGCAUCCAUUCCCUUUCAGGUGCAAAAAAAUAACAUAGUGCAGCUAGACAAACCAUCAAUGAGUUGUGACGGAAUGUAAGUCGACGAGUAACGGUAUCACGUCAUCACGAUCAUCGUCGCUCGCGCAACAGUUCCAUCCUCGGCAUCCAUUGAUAGAAUCACUUGCGAAGACCCUCGGUGCCUCAUUUGCGACAAUGGCGAAGAUAAAGGCAGGACCGGUUGUUGACAUCCUUGGAGAUGAAAUGACCCGCAUCAUAUGGGACGCAAUCAAGCAGAAGCUCAUUUUGCCUUACUUAGACAUAGAACUGCAUACUUACGACUUAGGCAUAGAGAAUCGCGAUGCUACGGACGACAAGGUGACUGUAGAGUGCGCGGAAGCGAUCAAACGCUACAACGUCGGCAUCAAGUGCGCUACCAUCACGCCCGACGAGAAGCGCGUGGAGGAAUUCAAGUUGAAACAAAUGUGGAAGAGCCCUAACGGUACCAUCCGUAAUAUUCUGGGUGGUACAGUGUUCCGUGAAGCGAUCAUCUGCAAGAACAUUCCGCGUCUGGUGACCUGUUGGAACGAGCCCAUCAUCAUUGGCAGACAUGCUCAUGCUGAUCAAUAUAAGGCUACGGAUUUUAUCGUGCCAGGUCCUGGCAAGCUGGAGAUUACUUGGACCGGCGCGUCUGGCGAGAAAAUUCAGCAUACGGUUCAUGACUUCAAGGGCCCAGGUAUCGCCCAGGCUCAAUAUAACACCGACGAGAGCAUUCGCGCGUUCGCUCAUAGCUCGUUCAAGUACGCGCUCUCGCGUAACUACCCGCUUUACUUGUCGACGAAGAAUACGAUUCUGAAGAAAUACGAUGGCCGCUUCAAGGACAUCUUCCAAGAGAUCUACGACAAGGAAUACAAGUCGCAGUUUGAGGCGCGCAAAGUGUGGUACGAGCAUCGGCUGAUCGACGACAUGGUGGCGUACGCGAUGAAGUCGAAUGGCGGCUUCGUAUGGUCGUGCAAGAACUACGACGGUGACGUACAGUCAGACUCAGUGGCGCAGGGCUACGGCUCUCUGGGUCUCAUGACCUCGGUGCUCAUAUGCCCAGACGGCCGCACGGUGGAAGCUGAGGCCGCUCAUGGCACCGUCACCAGGCAUUAUCGUCAGUAUCAGCAGGGUAAAGAGACAUCCACCAAUCCGAUCGCCUCGAUCUUUGCGUGGACGCAAGGUUUGCUGCAUCGCGCCAAACUCGACAACAACCCCAGCCUGAAGCACUUUGCUGAGACGCUGGAAAAGGUCUGCGUGGACACCAUCGAGUCCGGCUUCAUGACCAAAGAUCUCGCCAUAUGUAUCAAAGGCAUGAACAAUGUCAUCAGGUCGGACUAUUUGGAGACAUUCGAAUUCAUGGACAAACUCGCUGAUAACUUGAAGAAGCGCAUCGACGUGAAGAGCAAAGCAUGAACUUGUUAGCCAAGUCCACGUUUAUAGAAACAGCGAGAAAAUAAGAAACUAUAAAUUAAGGGGCUUAUAGGGGAAAAGGACAGAGAUAUCGGUGAAUGUUAUGAUAAUUUAGAUAGUUUAUUGCAAUUAUGCAAGCGUGCAUGCAUAACAUUUGUUGGUUUUAUGCUUUACGUUAUCAUCGUCGCGCUCGAUUUACAUUCGAAAUGUCGGUCGAUUUAGCAGCUGCAUUUCCACUCGCAUUUCGACGACGAUGUAAAUCGAUACCAACGGCGUAAACACCCAAGAUAAUGAAAUAUAGAACGAUCGGGUUGUCGGCGAAAUGAUUAUCGAUGCAAAUGAAACUCGCCCAUUGUGCUUUGUAAUUUCCAUGCCGAGAGUCAUGCCGGUUCUUGCGCAGCUCGAGUGUAAAUCGACACAGCGACACAAACUUGGCAUUUUUUAAAGAUCAUUUCUCAGCAUUUAUAUACGUCGUCGACGUAUAUAAAAAAAAAGAUAUAUGUAUAUAUAUAUAAGCGAAUAUAAUAAUAUAUAAGCGAAUAAAAUAAUAUAAUUAUAUUACACAGAGAAAUUUAUUAUCACUUUAUUAUAUCGAAUAAAGGAUUGUACGAUGUUGUACAUUUUGCAAUAAAUGUUUUGUACUCACGAAA